This is a messenger RNA of Somion occarium, 1559 nucleotides long. Lineage: Eukaryota; Fungi; Basidiomycota; Agaricomycetes; Polyporales; Cerrenaceae. The record is from the annotation of a GenBank genome assembly.
GUCCUUCCUACAUCGUCGGCAUCUUCGGCGGGGCUGGAACAUUGUAAGUUUACCUUUUACCUCAUCAGCACACUGAUUGCCCCCUGGCAACCAUCGUGACGGAUGCUAUAGGCGAUUCUACCAAGUCCAUGGAAACACCUUAUCGUACACACAGGCAGGGAAGAGCCGUUUGGGCGUGGGGACAAGGUACAAGGAUACCAGCAGGAGGAUACCAGCAGGACGAGCCGGCAGUUCCCUUGAAGACUGGCCAAGACUUGAUCUGAAGCUUCUGGGAGGGGCCUUUAGUCUCAGCUUUGACCCUUUUGUUGCCUUUGACCGAAACCCGCCUUUUGGUGUGCCACCCCCUUUGACCUUACGCAUGUGGCCACUAUCCAUUCACAUAUAUGGGUCUUCCACUUUUCGCCAUCUGCAUCACCUCAAGAUUGCCCCCCCUCCCACCCCCCCCCCCCCCAAUCCCCUCCUCCUCCUCCUCUAUCCGACACAAUGCUUCGAUUCGUCUACGAUUUUCUAGACGCCCAACCAUUUUGGACGUCCCCAACUUCACUGCUGCCGCAGCUUGCGGAAAAGAUCCUCGAGGAAGCUUGGUGGUCCGACCCAGAUGAGGAAUUUGUAGGACGCUGGAUAUUCUACAAGACCGCUCUCUUGGUUUGCAAAGAUUGGUAUAUCAUCAUGAACGAGACAGUGCUGAAGAACAUUGUGAUUGUCACACUGGAGGACUUCGAACACUAUCGUCGACUCAUACAACAAGUUACCAAGCGUCAUCUCGGCAUCGUUCCUCUCUUUUCAAAGGCGAGAAUUCGUGUGUAUUGGAAGAACCUAGUUUUCGUUUCCGGAUUUCUCCCCGAUUGUGGGUCGGCCGAUCUGGUCUUUACAUCGCCGCUGCCCCGCGCAGUAUUCGAAGAGAACCGACUCCUGCGAUGCCUGUCGGUGUUCCGUUCUCUGGAGUCAGUGUCCUUCCUCUGGAAUUCCGGCGACUACAUGAUCGAGAGACAGCAUCAUGCGUUGCGACGCCGAUAUCCUACAGAAGAACUGAUACAUUUCAAAAAUAAUCUCCCUCCCCUUGACAAGCUGGUUUAUUUGGACUUUAGUAACCUCAGACCAGCUGACCGUAUGAGUGGCGGUAUGACGACAGUAUGUCGUCUGGCAUAUCUGCUGAAGGUGCACUUCCAGAGCGUCACCCACAUGUCCUUUUGCCAACCCGAACCUCUCGUUCACUUUCAUAAUAUAUUUCCCAAGCUCCACACUCUGACCAUAUGCCUGCUUCCUCAUCAACAUUGGAAUCGUAACGCCGGCGUCCCGACAUCAGAUCUGAUUCAAUGGGCAAUCGAGCCCGCCUUGGCAGCCGGGUUAUUCAGGGUUGCACAGGGAGUUCAGAGGCGAAUGAUUAUUCGGACCGGAAUCAAGACGCCGCGAAGUUAUGAAGAAAUAGCAAAGAAAUGUGAGGCGUUGGGGAUUGUUAUGGAGCGGGAGAUUGUUCCGGGCUUUUAACAUUCUAGUUGUAAAUUUUCAACUACCACGUCUAGCCUUCAUUAUUGACGUAUUGCAUUUUGUUUCAUGAU